AUGGGGUUGACACGCAAGGAGUCCGUCAAGGUGGCGAACGUCCUCGUCCCCCAACGGCUUAUGUCAACGAGGAAUCCUAACAAGGAAUGGAGACCCCAAGCCGUCCAGGCUCAACAGCAAGAAGAUCUCGAACAACAACAAGCACAAAUAGACCUUCAAAAACUUGGACGGUAUCCUGAACCCACUCAUGUCCCCCAACGCAGUGGCACUGUCAAGACCAUCGUCAGAGCUGUCGUUCCUGAUGCCGUCUUGGACAGAACACGCAGUGUCGUGAACAGGGCAAGACGAUCCAGUAUCGUUGAUGUGUAUGAGAAGGCUAAAAUCAGAGGCGCCGAACUCGAGCGCAAGAAAUGGGUCCAGGUACUCUUCGAGUACACGAUUUACCUGAUCCUAAUUUGCUUCAUCUACUUCGUUCUGGUCGGUAUGCCCUUGUGGAAGGGAGCUGUAUACUGGUUAUACUGGGUUGUCUCCACCAAGUUCGUCAUUACCGGUGGCUGGUCCAUCACCAUUGGUAUCGCGGUCCUCUAUGCCUUUGCCCCUCUCCUGAUCCUCUUUGAGAAGGAACCUCCUAUGAUUGAUCGUCCCGACGACUUUGACAGAACCACCAUUCCAGGAGUUCACAACACUGCUUUGCUUGUUCCCUGCUACAAGUCGGAAAACAUCAUUGGACCAACUCUGGAAGCAGCUCUCAAAAUCUUCCCUGCCUCUCACAUCUUCGUCAUCGCCAACGGUAACUCGGAAACUCCUCUCGACAACACCGCAGAUGUCUGCGCUCGCUACGGUGUUCAACAUGUCUGGUCUGGCGUUGGUUCCAAGAUUGUUGCACAAUAUGUUGGUUGCUACAAGGCCAAGCGCUUCGAGAAUGUUCUUCUUAUUGACGAUGAUUGUGCUCUCCCUCCGAACUUCCCCGUCGUCAGUGACAGACUCACUGGCGGCGUUGAAAGUGUCGGUUACACCAUCAAGAGUGUCGGUCCCAACUCAUCCAAGGGUACUUGGUGUCAGCAAGCCCAAGAUCUUGAGUACAAGCUUUCAGGUCUUCAGCGUGCUUUCGCAGGCAAAGUCGGUAGUGCUACUUUCCCUCACGGCGCCAUCUCCCUCUGGAACCGCAAAUUUCUCAUCAAGACCUUCAACGAUCACCCCGGAUACUCAGUUUCAGAGGAUUGGUUUUUCGGAGACAGUUGCCGCCGCCUUGGAGGUCGUAUUGUCAUGUGCUCAUCUGUCUUUGUCGAGACUGAGACACCCAACGCAGUGUUCUUCAGCAGUGGAGGCGCCCGUGGUGGUUUCGGUGAAAUGACCAUCUUCCAGCAACGUUUUAUGCGCUGGAACUUCUUCUUUGUCAACGGCAUGUACUACAACAUGAAGUACAUCAUCAAGAGCUGGAACCUCGGCUGGUGGGAAAUUGGCGCCAAGAUUUUCGUCUUCCAGGAGGUCUACGAGACCCUCCUCUACCUAUUCACGCCCUUCAUUCUCCCCAUCUCCUUCAUCGUUCGUGCUGAUUUCUGCGGAUAUCUGCUUGCCGGCACGGUCGUCUUGUAUCUGCUCAACGUUGUCAUCUUCAACGAGGUACAUUUGCGCCUGAGAAAAGAACGCAUCAGUUGGACCGUGCUCAUCUGUUACUACAUGCCCUACAAGCUAAUUCUUACUCUCGUCAACGUCGCAAGUUGCUACUGGUCGUUGUACAAGUACGCCAAGUACUUCGCCAAGCGUCACCCCAAGAUCAUUGAAGAUGCUCGUCGGCUACGAGCAGCAUACGGGCAGCAUCAAAAGUUAAUGUCUAGAGAUACCAAUCAGCGACGACACGCUUAG
Molecule: messenger RNA, 1806 nt
Organism: Truncatella angustata
Lineage: Eukaryota; Fungi; Ascomycota; Sordariomycetes; Amphisphaeriales; Sporocadaceae
Product: glycosyl transferase
Exons: 4
Coding region: 1-1806 (601 amino acids)
Source: RefSeq, a predicted model, not a curated record